AUGAGUGAGGACCAAACACUUGUUUUAUCACGAGAGGAAGAAGCUGGCAAGUUAUUAUUAAAGAAUUUCGAUAGGGGACAGUUUCCCUUAGCAUCUGAUCAAACUUGCGUUCCGGUUUUUAUUAAAUUCAAAUUUCGGCGCUCCCUACGAUGGGAUUUUGUGACGCGAACAGAAAGUAUAUUCCGCGAAGCAUCAGACACUAAAUGCACCUGUUCGCGUCACAAAAUCAAUGCGUUGGAGAGGGCAGUAAUUAGUUUGGCUGGCGGCGUCACCAAACUGACGAAUGUUCAAGAGGCUAAAUUAAAAAAUAAAAGUUAA
Lottia gigantea (owl limpet) is the source of this 318-nucleotide messenger RNA. RefSeq lists its product as hypothetical. The record is from RefSeq and is a predicted model, not a curated record. The coding region runs from base 1 to 318 and encodes 105 amino acids. Lineage: Eukaryota; Metazoa; Mollusca; Gastropoda; Lottiidae. The transcript has 3 exons.